Neomonachus schauinslandi (Hawaiian monk seal) is the source of this 1395-nucleotide messenger RNA. It is a transcript of the gene ABHD15, whose product is annotated as abhydrolase domain containing 15. Lineage: Eukaryota; Metazoa; Chordata; Mammalia; Carnivora; Phocidae. The transcript is spliced from 2 exons. The record is from RefSeq and is a predicted model, not a curated record. Bases 1 to 1395 code for a protein of 464 amino acids. Gene Ontology annotation, molecular function: short-chain carboxylesterase activity; monoacylglycerol lipase activity.
AUGCCGCCGUGGGGCGCCGCCCUCGCCCUGCUCCUGGCCGCGCUCGCCCUGCUUGGCCUGCUGGCCCCGCGGCUGCGGCGCGCCGUCGGAGCGAGGACUCUGCCGGGGGCCCGCGGCCAGGACCACGAGGAGGAGGCGGACGGCGGAGGCGCCGCGGCCCCGUUCAGCGACGGGCGGGAGCCGCUGCCCGGCGGGUGCAGGCUCAUCUGUAAACCGUCGGCGCUGGCCCAGUGCCUGCUGAGCGCCUUGCGACGCUCGACUGCGCUGGAGCCGCGCCCGCGCUCCUGGCUCUCCGGGCCCCACCUGCAGACCCUCUGCCACUUCGUGCUGCCGGUAGGGCCGGGGCCUGAACUGGCCCGGGAGUACCUGCAGUUAGCGGACGACGGGCUGGUGGCCCUGGACUGGGUCGUGGGACCUUGUCCCCGGGGCCGGCGGGUCACCAACGCCGGGGGGCUCCCCGCGGUGCUGCUGGUGAUCCCCAGUGCAUGGGGGCGCCUCACUCGCAACGUGCUCGGCCUCUGCCUGCUCGCCCUGGAGCGCGGCUACUACCCGGUCAUCUUCCACCGCCGCGGCCACCACGGCUGCCCGCUGGUCAGCCCCCGGCUGCAGCCUUUCGGGGACCCGUCCGACCUCAAAGAGGCGGUCACUUACAUCCGCUUCCGACACCCGGCGGCCGCUCUGUUCGCGGUGAGCGAGGGCUCGGGCUCGGCGCUUCUGCUGUCCUACCUGGGCGAGUGCGGCUCCUCCAGCUAUGUGACCGGCGCUGCCUGCAUCUCGCCCGUGCUGCGCUGCCGCGAGUGGUUUGAGGCCGGCCUGCCCUGGCCCUACGAGCGGGGCUUUCUGCUCCACCAGAAGGUGGCCCUCAGCAGGUAUGCCUCGGCCCUGCAGGACACCGUGGACACCCACAGACUGUUCAGGAGCCGCUCUCUGCGCGAGUUUGAGGAGACCCUCUUCUGCCACACCAAGAGUUUCCCCAUCAGCUGGGACACCUACUGGGACCACAACGACCCCCUCCGGGAUGUGGACGAGGCCGCCGUGCCUGUGCUGUGUAUCUCUAGCGCCGAUGACCCGGUGUGCGGGCCCCCGGACCACUUUCUACCCACGGAACUGUUUCACAACAACCCCUACUUCUUCCUCCUGCUCAGUCACCAUGGAGGCCACUGCGGCUUCCUGCGCCAGGAGCCCUUGCCAGCCUGGAGCCAUGAGGUCAUCUUGGAGUACUUCCGGGCCUUGACUGAGUUCUUCCGGACGGAAGAGAGGAUGAAAGGGCUGAGCAGGCACCGAACUUCGUUCCUGGGGGGCCGGCGUCGCUGGGGCACCCUGCAGAAGAGGGAAGCCUCUCCCUCUUCCAAUCUGGAGGAGAUCUUUAGCUGGAAGCGAUCGUAUACGAGGUGA